This is a messenger RNA of Dendronephthya gigantea, 2391 nucleotides long. RefSeq lists its product as uncharacterized. The record is from RefSeq and is a predicted model, not a curated record. Lineage: Eukaryota; Metazoa; Cnidaria; Anthozoa; Malacalcyonacea; Nephtheidae. The transcript has 12 exons. The coding region runs from base 753 to 2180 and encodes 475 amino acids.
CUAUCCUUUAGGGGUAUCUUCCGAGAUGCAUGUAUGCUUCUGAUUUAUGGCACUUUUAGCUUGCUCGCUGCAUAUUUCAGCUUAUUUAUGACAUCCGAUAAUAUUAAUAUCUAUCAUGCACGCCAUCCAUCUAAGAAUAUUCUCCGAAACAAGACGCAUGCGUGCAGCAACCAACCCAAUUUCCACUACAAUAGGCCAUGGUCGACUACAAUUGUGCAGCGAUUUCUGAAAAUAAGUCAUGCACCCAAAAAUAGUUGUACUUGGAAACGAGCACUUUUGCAGUACAUCGCGUCCUAUUUCUUUGACGCGCAGGACAUCCUGUUUACCGUGGCGAUGCUGAAACGGAUGCUCGUUUAAUUAAUAUCAGUUUACCACUUGUCGAAAUGUGCUCUCGAGAAUUUUAUUGGGUUAUAAUUUAUAAACGGAUUCGAUACAUGAAUAUUUAUACCAAGGUCCGAUCUUUGCAAUAUAUGACAUAUUCACAAGAAGAAAAACUUUAAAUUUGCUGAAGGAUGUCGUAAUAUAUAUAGAAACACUUCGGAAUCGACUCGAUUUGGCAUUCAUUAUCUUUAUAUUGCAAUCCCCUUGACCUUUAAUAUCCAUGCCUUAUUCGUCUUGAAUUUAAAUGAAUAUCACGUUGCACAAGUGUGGUUUUGGCCAAGUGACAGCGAAUUCGAUCGUGCCAAGCGAGGUGUAUGUCUGUAUGAAAUGCAACAGUUUGAAACAUAUAAGAUAUAGCUAAUUGUUGUAACAUGGCCUUCGAGAAAUCCUUGUUUUUGAUUGUCUUCCUUUUGUCGGGAAUUGAAUGUCGAGUAAUCAUCGGUGGAACCGAUUGUUCCUACAACUGCCGAGCCACAGCAGUCGAAGAUCGUAGAAGAUGCAUUCUUGGAUGCAGAUUACGAAACGAAGGACGGUCUGCUCGAAUCCAACGAGCUAGUGAGGACGACAACAGUCUCAAGGGAUUUCCAAGAACGUCAAGAAUUAAAAGAAACGAUGAUUGCUCUUUUGACUCAAAAAAAUUCCUGAAUCCAAGACAUGGAAUCAAGAGAGCAAAAGCGAAAAUUCGUAAAAUUGUCUUUAGUCUUGAUAAGAAAAACAAGACGGUAGCGAGGAUCAUAUGGGAUCCCCUUCCAGAAUGCUUAAAGAGAAAGGAUUACUGCAAAGGAUACUUUGUUCAAUGGUCGUUUGCUUCCAGAACAUUCGAAGGUGUCUAUUGUACGACGGUUAACAAUACGAGCGACUACAUCAUUUUGGAUGAAUCGACUGGAUUUAAUGGGCGAAGUAGUUUUGAUGUAAAGGUCAAAGCUUUUCCAUAUACGUCAACAGAGGACCUGAAAUUUUUUUACAUGGAUCCCCCAGCACCAGAGAGUUUGUCAGAACCACGCGUCUGGAUAUUUACCACACCAAAUCCAACCGACACGUUGGUUAUACCUAGUACGAACUCCUCUCUCCACGUAUCCACAACAGAGUCGUCAAAAUCGCUAAGUCCAGAAGCAAAUAACUCAGCAAAAGAACCUCACAAUAAAGAGGAGAUAUCGCCAACAACUCUGAUAUUCUCGCUCUCAGUGUUUGCCGUUGUCAUCAUCGCUACAGUUUUCCUGGUUGUGAAGUGGUUCUUAAGGCCCAAGAAAAAUGAUUUCAAAAUUACUUCAAAAAGCUACGAAGGGACGGUCUAUGUUUCUUAUUUGCCGGAGAAAAGCACAAUCAAUCAAGUUAACGAAAUUUAUUCGUUGUUGAAAUCGCACAACAUCAACGUUGUUAUGGACCAAAUGUACGACCCCAAGCUGUACAAUUCCCUCGGUCCUGAACGCUUUGGCGAGAAAUUUCUGGCGCACGCAGAUAAGGUCAUCAUGAUCGUGACGCAAGGUUACCUCAAGCUUUGCAGACUGGACGAAACCGUGGACAUCGGCUCGAGGCCUUGUUUCAACUCCUUGAACGACCAGAGGCUCUAUGGAGAGGUGGUCAACAUCAAGAGUGAACUAAGCACGAAGAUGAAGCACAGUCCAGUUCGCUUUAUUCCAGUGCUGGUGAACGUCGCAGACGAUUAUUUGCCAAAGUGGCUGCAAAAAUUGACGUCCGUGACGUGGCCGGACGAUUGGAGGAAUAGCGCGUUUCUAAAUCUACUCAGCGGCGACGACGCGAUUGUUCAUGAAAAGGAUAAGACAUACUCCUUUGCUUGAAACGUCGGACUUUGUAGUUUGUAAUAAAUAUUUGGGUGCAUAGGUCAACUAGAGCUAGGGAGAUUGUUCUAUGCUCAAUAAGUCAAACCUGAAGGUUUUCACGCAUAUUUGGAAGUUCUUAUUUUUAUGCAGUUCGCUUUAUGAAAAACAUGCAUCUACAACUACAUAGUAAAAAAACAUUCGCUUAUCAGCCUCCUUUAUAUAGAAGAAA